Pelobates cultripes (western spadefoot toad) is the source of this 26654-nucleotide messenger RNA. Lineage: Eukaryota; Metazoa; Chordata; Amphibia; Anura; Pelobatidae. The record is from the annotation of a GenBank genome assembly.
AUGUGGGAAGGAUCAAACAUUAAGGGAGAAGUAUGGCAUGGAAAAGAAGACAGACACAGAGAUAAGAAAAUAAAUAAUUACAGAAAAGAUGGUAAUAUACACCCCCAUACAUAUUUUUCCAUUUUACUUUUGACCCUCUAUAUAUACAAUGUUUAGCGUUUGAGCCCUUUUUUUUUUUUUUUAAAUGCCUACCCUACAUUUUUGGGACCAAACAAAAACUUCCAAUUUGAUCUUCUAACUAACCUAUUCAUCUUAUAUCAUCAAAGCAUAAUCUGUGAAAUAUUGACAUCCUUCUAUGCCCUGUCUCUAUCACCCCUUCCUACAGCUAGUCUGGAAGCAUUCUAUAUGUAAUGUUUCAUGUUCUAGAUAUGUGUAUGAUAAAUUUAAUGUGAUAUUUCACUUUCCAUCAACUUAUUUGUAACACACAACAUCUGAACUUUAAUAAAGAAAAAUAAUAUUGAAAUGUAUGGCCCAAUGUCUGCAGAUCUGAUUUCCCUGAAGAAAAAAAGAAGCAGACGUAUAAUAACAUUUAUUAUGUCCUCUUUUUUUUUUUGCAGGAGCAGAUACAUUUAUUUACACCUGGCUUCCAAAUAUCCUCAAGAAACCUUUGGGAAUUUUGUAUGGACAUGGAUCCACAGUUGUAGAUUUAGCAGUCAAUGAAAAAGACCAGCAUCUUAUUAGUGUUUGCACAUCAGGAGUAAGUGUCCUAAGAAAAUGUUGCAGAUAAUUUCCUUUUUUUUGGUGCAUAGCUAUUCACAAAAUGACACAAGGACUAAUUAUUAAACUACUUAUCUCCAAAUUCCAUAAGCUACUAAUGGAAAUGGUAAAAUAAAAUAUUUAAUAGUGUUCUGGAUUUUGUAAGGCACACUUGAUUUAGUACCACAAACAAAAAUGGGAUACGGCUGUAUAAUCUACUAGCCCCCCAUACUAUCAGGGGAGGCACCUUAUGAACGCUCUUCUUUUACAUCAUCUUGUGAGUGCAUUCAUUUAAAGCGCACGAUUCAUUGUAUACACUUUAUUACACUAUUUUGUUUUUGUAUGUUCUCUCCAUAGUUUAUACAGCCGUAUCCCAUUUUUGUUUGUGGUUCUAUGUAUGUGUAAAGAUCGUUUGUUGUGGAUUACGAUCUUGGGAGGCUGCAUACUAAUUGAAGUUAAGUAACUUACACUAUUAGAGCACUGAGUUUGUGGUGUUUAUGUUUGUUUUGACACUUGAUUUAGUCCCUUAACCCUUAAUUUAAGACCCCAUUUUUGCCCACCUUAAUACGGCAAAAACUCACCUUUAUUCCAGGGCUGUGUGGGUCUGCUGGUGCUUGCCUCGCCUCUGGUCCAUCUCCUUGACUGAGAUAAUCAGAGUUGACAAUCUUAGCCAAUCCAAUGUUUUUCUUUGGGAGAUAGUAGUUGCAGAAAGUCGUGCAGUCAAUUUAAUAUAAUACAAGGUCCCUUCAAAAAUUUACUGAAACACUGCAGUGCUUUCCAGGGAGAAGGACUGCAGCUGUAAACUACUCCUUGAAAUCACGAGAUGAAGAUAUAUAUAUAUAUAUAUAUAUAUAUAUUUUUUUUUUUUUAAGUCAGCAGAAGAGCGGAAGCAGUAACAGUCAAUUCCAUAUAAUCCAAGGUCUCUACUAAAGAGAGAGGCAUUGCAAAGACACGAUUACCAACAACCCCUAAAGGUGGCUAUUUUCAUUUAUUGAGGUCUGAACAGCAGCAGCAGCCUUUGCGCAUGAAGAAGAGGUAGCUGUGGGAAGAGGUAUCAGUAGCAAAGAGUCAUCUUUACUAUAAUACUAGGUUCCAGCAAAAAGGUAACAAAACACUGCAGUGCUUUAAUAGGUAGAAGCGUAGAAGCACUGCAGUGGCACCCUACUCCCUGGUGAGGUGGUUGGUUAUGUUACUGCUGUGCCUAGCCACUGGCAGUGCCACUUAACCCCUUAAGGACCAAACUUCUGGAAUAAAAUGGAAUCAUGACAUGUCACACAUGUCAUGUGUCCUUAAGGGGUUAAACAAAAUCUGAGUAGAAGAUAAACAGCCUGUGGUAUGUUUACUCAGAAUGGCAGCAGCAAAAGAUUUUGUGGAUGUGAGUCCAGGGAACAUGUGGCAAUCACACCUCUAAAAGAAGAAAAUAAUAAAGGUGCAAGCUGAAAGCUUGUCUACAAUCAACAUGUGGAAAUGGAUAGUCAAACUUGAGUUGGUUGAAUUAGAAAAAUGUAAUUCUCAACUUAAUUUGGUGUGAAAGGUGACCUCAGGGAUUGAAGAUGUGGCCAGUAACUGAAAAACCCCUCUAACUCUUAAUACCUGUGAGUGGGUAUGUCGGCAAUUGUUGCACAGGCUACACUUGACUUUUUUGUUCCUAAUUACUAGGAGACUCUGUAGUAGGAAAUAAAGUAGAUUCUGAAAGGUAUGCAUUAGCCAUUUCAGAGGCGCUACUCUGGGAUUGAUGAUGUGGCUCCUAUGAUUCCACCCAACAUGGCACUGGUAAUGGUCUUGGCCCAAGCGGUUGCUGCUCAAGUCUGUCUGCCUCUACCUUUAUCACCACUAUCAUGAUCGCUGUUUAGCUAAGGAGGAGAAUCUCUACUGCAUAGAGGUGCUGCCACUGCUACAUUCACUGCAUGUUUAAAUACUUGUUUCUCCCUUUACCAACUGCUGCUAUUCUUCCAGUUUCUCUGCACCUCAUGCACUUUAUUAACUUGUCUGUCUUUCCACAUAGGGUAUUACUCCUCAGCCAGAUUGCCCUUUAUUAUUGGAUCACUAAUGGCAUCCUGCUUUAACUCUGGAAUGGUGUCCCUCAUUUCACUCUUGCAUCCUUUCAAUGCAUCCUCCAACCAUCCUGUCUGAUGCAGCCUUUCUCCAGGUUCAAUCUCUCAGCUCUGUAGGACUGCUUCUAUGUUGUUCUUUAUAAACAUUAAUAAUGGGAUCACCUGCCCAAUGCUUACACUGGCUUGACUUAAAUUGUCUGUGAUGUCCUUGAAAGGCAUAAGGCAGUGGUUUCCAAACCAAUCCUCAAGGCACGCCUACCAGUCCAGAAUUUAGGGAUUACACAGCUGUGUGAAGGUGUUGGAUUAUUUUCUUUUUAAAACACAAGUGGGUAAUCCAAAAUCCUGGGCUGUUUAUUGAGACCUGGUUUAAAAACCAAUGGUUUAACGGCUGCCACUAUUUGAACUAUAGCUCUCCAUUCCUCUUAUCCCAGUGGACCUAUCACUCCUAUGCUCAUUCCUGAUGGAAAGGAAGAUAUCAUUCUCUGCUGCUCAAGGAUAUGGUCCAUCAUCUCAAUAAACCACUACAUACCCUGUUUAGGUAUAUUGUUUGUAGGGCAGCAAAAAGGGAUGUCCUUCUUCUAUUUUUGCACCAGCACCAAAUGAUUCCUAUUUAUGUCCCUGCUUGGUAAUGAAGAUGUUAAAAUAAAAUUUGAAAUUUUUUAUUAAUUGUUACUCUAGUCUGUACAUGAAGUCAGGCAUUACAAUUCUCAAAAAUCUGUUAUCUACUUGUGUAUGCUGCGCCUUCUACAUAAUAAUCCACUUUAAUCUUUUGAUCCUCUUAAGACUGGAAUGCGCCCAUGUCACUACAGUAUUUUGUACUUAAUGCAUAGGAUUUAUACAUACACCUUUAAUAAAUCAUAUUAACGUGUGCAUGUACUAUAAACCAUUUUGAGAAGUGUGUAUAAAAUUUGUGAACCUGGCAUUAUAUUUAUCAGACAUUGGACAUGCCGUGUAAUUCAUACAAUUUUUAGAUAUAACAGUCCUCAAAAUUUCCACUCACCACUAGCAAGCGAAAAAGUAGCCUGGGCAAAUAGAAAUUAGUGAGUAUGCUAUGGCUUGCAGUGGUGCUAGUAGCAUAAGACAUUACAUUUUAGCCCUGGAUACAAUAUAAUAUAUAAUAACUAAUUUAUAUUCAAUGUGCUUGGAUCAAUAUACAAGUCAGCUGAUAAUGUUUGCAGGUCCAUAUAUUGGAGUAUUGCAGGUCAGUAUUUUGGUGUAUUGACGUAUAAUAAAUAAUAUAUUUAGUAAAAAAAAAGUGAUUUUUUUUAAAAUUUAUUUUUUUUGUUCUUAGGAAUUUAGAAUAUGGGAUUUGCAAUGCAAUGCACUUCUCUACAUUUUUGCUGAUAAAGACCCGAAACCUGGUGCUAGACAAAUAAAUACCUUCGUAUUUGACAACAAGAAUCUAAAACUUAUAGCAGGUAUGAAUCUCCUAGUUAAAAAAAUAACUAGAAUAUGUUUCCACUUAAAACCAGUAUAUAUUCAUAUACUAUCUAAGCAACAUACUGCUUACCCACACAAUUGAUUUAUUGUUCCAAAAAGCAAGAAAUAAGAUAUUACAUUUCUAUCAUUUGUUAUUAAAGGGUAACUCCAGCCACCAUGACCACUUCAGGGAUUUGAAGUGGUCAUGGUGGUAUGAGUCAGCUUGAUACACUAUAUGAAUAAAAGUAUUGGGACACCUUGACACCAACAGGGACUUUUAUGACAUCCCCUCACCCCUUAGCAGUUAUGACACCUGUGCUCUUUCUACAAAGCUUUCCACAAGAUUUCAGAAUACACAAUUUGUGUGCUGAUUUUAAUGCCAGUGGAAGUUUGGAACUCUUCAGUUAUGGAAUCAGCAGAGCGAUGGUGACUUUUCCUCACCGUGCGCCUUUCCACUUGGUGACUAUAUAUAGUGGCACAAGAGGUAAGGGUAAGAUGCAUUUCACAUACGAGAAAGAGUUGAUUACUAGAAAAGUUUACAGUGAAGGAUUAGUUUAUGAAUGACACAGUUGCAGGAGAGAAAGCGUGGUGGGUUACCAAGGUGUGAGGAGAUUGAUUUAUACGAUUUCCUAGAGAAGUUAGUUUUUAGUUUUUUUUGUAAAUAUGGUUUUUAUUGUCGUUAUUGCAAGAGAAAUCAGUCAUUCCAAUCUUAUCUGUAACAUGUAGACUUGCAGGUCUUUGACAUAUAUUCAUAGAACAAUGGUUUCAAUUCGGUAGCAUAUUCGUGCGGGCACGCAGGCCCCGUUAUCAGUGGAUUAUUGUUUUGGCUAGCAACCCUCUUUUUCUCUCUGUGGCUUGGUUAUAACCCUGGGUUCCUGUGUUCUGGCUGUAAUCCCGGACCCCAUGGGUUGGUGGCCUGUCCUUUAGGUCUCAUUACAGUCCGGGGAGUCUAAUUCCCUGGGUCUGGGCAACGUGUUGACCUGCCCCGAUUCCUUUGAGUCGCCUAUUGAUAUAUCGUCUGGUCUCGAUUGGUCGAUUGUUUUAUCGUGUUUCCUAGCAUUUUUGUCCAUUUGUUCCUGGCUCCAUAUGUUCUAGGUACACGUCUGUUGGUGUCUUACUCCUGUUUAUGACGUCUAAAUGUCGAUCUCCCUGUAAGUCUGAGUUUAUGUUGUCUAGUUUCAUCAGGUUAUGAUGUUUUUAUUUCUCUUCCUUUAUACCCUCCUUUUUGUGUCAUUUUUGCACGUGUUUCUUACGUAUAAGCGGGCUAAGAGUGUAAUAAAGUGUUUUCUAUUCUGUCCGCGUUUUGUGCUUCUCGCUGUGUAUCAUUGUGUAUGUUGGGUUGUGCGUAUCAGUGGAUAUCGGUGUCCUAAGUUUUGCGCCAUUCCUGUGCUCAGUAUGUGUCUCUUGGGUUUAUUGUGCCCCUGUGUCCCUAAGCUGUCUAAUGUCAUCGCGCUCUUCUACGCCUGAAUGGCCUUCCCUUUCCACUGGGGCAGUUCUUUCUGUUUGUGUCUGCUCCUUUACUGUGUCUUUGCCUCGUCUAUGUUUGUGCCAGUGAGUUACCCUUUUCAGGUUUUCACCUAGCAUUGUGAGUGUGUGUGUUGGGUUCGGGCCUGGUCUGGGAAUUGGGGUAGGACAGUGGGAAGGGGGGAGGGUACUUCCUCGGGGCUAAGCUUCGUCGGUCACCCAUCUGGCCUGCCCAGGUCCCCCUUCUCUUCUGCGUUCCUCGUAGUCCAGCGUGUCCCGCCCUAUGUCUAGUCUUACGCGGCGUAGAGUAUCCAGGGUCUCCAUAGCUCCGUGUGCUUGUCACCUCUUCCCAUCAAAUUCGCUAUUCUGUUUUCUGCCGUCCGUAUGUAUUCCACUUUGCGUUUCCAUUGUUCCUUCGUGGGUGUGUCCGUUGUUUUCUAGUACAGUGGAAUUAGGGAUUUUGCUGCGUCCAGCAUGUGUCUCAUAAUGGAUUUUUUGUAGGUGGAUAUGGGUUACUCGGUGUGGUGUAUGAGGGCAGCCUUCAUCGUUAGUCUUGGGGGGAGAAGUUAGUUUUUAAUGAUCUUUUGAAGGAACUAAGACUUAGUGAGAGUCUAAAGGGAAGGGAGUUCUGUAGGAAUGACAGAGUCCUAGAAAAGUUUGGAAGGUGACUGUGAGAGGUGUGAGUACAAACAAAGAAUAGAUGCAGAUCUUCUGCAGUGCAUAGGGGCCUGGACGGGACAUACUUGUGUAUUAGUGAGGAUAGGUAGGUUGGAGCAACAUUACGUAGAGAUUUGUAAGUAAGUAAAGCCACAUUCAUUAUAGACUGUAACAGGGCCAGCUCGGAACAUGUAGGACCACUGAGUAGCUGAUUGCAGUAGCGGUGAAUGGAGUAGUGGUGACCUGCAUUCACCGCAUCCCACAUUAUAUAAAAGCGGAUGUGAGCUUUGUUUUUGAGAUGUAAACUGCGGGAUUUGGCUAGUGACUGGACAUGAGGGUAUGAAGGAGAGGUUGAAGUCAAAGAGAAGUCCUAGACAGUGAUCCUGUGAGGUAGAUUGUAGAGCCAUUGACCUUGAGGGAGAAAGACAUGGAAGUAGCAAAACGUGAGGGAGGUAAGAUGAAAAGCUCUGUUUUGGAUAAGUUAAGUAUAAGAAAAUGAGCAGCCAUCCUGUUAGAAAUAGCAGAGAGGCAAAUAGACGUUAGUCAAGAGAGACAGUGAGAGAUCAGAAGAGGACACAUAGAUUUGCAUGUCAUGCACAUAGAAGUGAUAUUAAAAACCAAAAGAGCUGAUGAGUUUACAAAGGGAGUCGUGGGGGGGUGGGGGGGGUAGGUGGAGAAUCAGGAAAGAGCAGAGUCUUGUAGACCAAGAUUACGGAAGGUGAGAAGAAGUUGUUGAUAAUCAACAGUGUUGUUGCUGAUUAAAUCACAUUAUAUACUAACAGAUAAAGGAACAUAGAAUUAAAUGCAUGGCCAUACUAAACAAAAUCAUAUUUCAUUCAAAAAAUGGCAAAAAUAUCUGAUCUCUGUUUCACCUUUGCUCCUAUGGACCUGUUCUAUAGGCAUGGGUCCAGAGCUUCAGCUCCUUUAGCCCACAUGUCAAACCGGUCCUGGUAGGGCACUGAUGUGGCUGAAGUUUAGGGAACCUGAGAUCUCGGGUGAGAAAGAUAUAAAAGAGAAUCCAGGGGUAAAAAAGGUGAAACCAUGGAGAAGAGGAAUAGGCUAGGAAACAAAAGAGUAGAGAAUUGGGGAGAUUGAUGGUGGGAAUCAGAAGAGAAUCUCUGGAAAAAAUAAAGUUUGUUAAAUGACAAGAAUGGAAACAGUUGGGUGACGAAAGAGAGAAACAGUCUCUGGGGCUAAGGGUAAGACUCGAUUAGAGAGGGGGAUACAUGAGGGGUAUAUAAAAUAAAGGAUGUUAAGUGAUGUGGGAAGAUACUAUAAAAUAUGUAAAGACAGAGAUGGAUAGAAAGAGACAGGAAUUGCCAAUCAAAAACUGAGAAUUGUCAGAAAUUGGAAAUUAUUGAUCAAAAUAGAUGCCUAUUUCUCAGGUCAGCCAUUUUGGCUUAAUAUAUGCAAAUUCCUCCUUUCUAGAAAGGGAAGUGAAAGGGUAUUAGGAAGAGUAGACGGCUGCAGAAGUGUUUUGGAAACGCGAACAGCUUGAAAUCAAUAUGGAAUAUAGAUAUAGAACUAAGACAUAUAGAGCCAUGAGACACUGUUGGGUAGAAGGGAAGAGAGACAAAUGCAGAAGGAGGUGAACCAAAGUUAAUCCCCACUAUUACUAUUAUUAUUAUGUAUACAGCACUAACAAUUUCCCUAGUUCUGUACAAUAGGUAUGCAACUUUCUUGGUAGUGGACAACGUGUUUAAUGUCUUGUUAGUAUGACAAAUAUUCAUUUUUAUGAUUAUUUGCUUUGCAGGUUCAUCUGUUGUAGAUGUCUGGACUCUUACUCAGCUGAUUCAAGAUACACAACAGGUUCCUUGUACACAUGAAAGACCAAUAAUUGUAUUGGUUUAUAAUCAGAUUUUUCAACAAUUACUCAGUAUUUGUUCUGAGUCAGUCAUAAAGGUAAGACUUUUAACUGCAUUACGUUUCUGGAUAAACCAAUGAAUCAAGCUUUUUUUUGCACAACUCAUUUUUUUAAAUAUAAUUUACGAAAAUUAGUUUUCAUCAAUUAUUUUUAUUGUCUAUUAAGAUGAUUGAAGCCAGGGGCAGUUCUAAGGGGUUGGUAGAUUCUGAAGUCCAAAGUGAGGUCCUUAAAAGUCCCAGGUCUAAUUUUGGCCCAAUUUCAUUGUUAGCCCUGAGUCCUAUGGAAUACCCAUAGAGAAAUAGCAUCUUCAAUUAAUCCCAAUAAUUUGUGAUAAUGCCACCUUAAUGCAGGUGGUUUUAAUGUUGUAGGGUGCAUGGCAAGUGUGAAGUUUAUAAAUACAUAUUUAUAUAAUACGCUGAACUGUAAGGGUUUAAGGUUGGAUUUAGAGUUGGAGUCGGAUCCAGAGUCAAGUAUCGGUAGGGGUACUGGAAGAGAUUUUUUUCACCCCCUCCCCCUCCCAGAAAAAACCAAAACCACUCAUCAGAAAUUAAAAUGUUUGUGUGCACCUUGUGUGGCCCCGUAAUAUAAUAUGCUUUGUGUUUAAGUGCAUACCAGAGCUUCACAGCAAUAAAUGCCACACUUUGCACUGUGAAUAUAAUACUGUAUUUGUGGUUGGAGUGUAUGUUUAUGUGUGUGAAUGCAUGAUUGUAUAUGUGAAGUGUCUGUGUAUGAGUGUAAAUGCAGGAGUAUAUAUGUGGAGUGUGUGUGUGAGAGGGCAGGGAGUGUGUGCAUGUGUGUAGUGUGUGCAUGUGUGUGAAUGCAAGUUUGUAUAAGUAAAGUGUGCAUGCCUUGUAGGAGGUGCCUGUUUUCAGCAUUUAUAACAUGCAUUUUUGAGCUUUAGUAGAUUGGUGGGGAGAGAUAGGUACCAGGAGCUUUGACCAAUGUCCUUAAUAGUCCAGUCAGCCUUAAUAACAGAGCUACAUACAAAGCUACAGACUGUGUAAACUGAGUUCUGUCACAGCUCCUCCAGUGUCUGUUUGCGAGGAUGGACCAGAAGAGAUGAUUUCUCAUUUCCCAUCUGCCAUUUAACAGCCUCUCACAGAGGAGAUCUCUUGCAAAAAGCGAAGUAUGAAGGCUCAUGCUCUGAACCGAAAAAUGGAGGGAGUAUUAGAUGGACAAUUGGGUGGGAAAGGGGAAUGGACCAGCAUCUUUAGCACAUCCAGCAUUGGAUAGGAGCAGAUGCAGAUGGAAGCUGCAGGAUUUGGCAAUUGAUUGGACAUGAGGGGUGACGGAGAGGUUGGAGGCAAAGAGAAAACCUAGGCAGUGAGCCUGCGAGGCAGUGAGCCUGCGAGGCAGUGAGCCUGCGAGGCAGUGAGCCUGUUUAGUUUAAGAUAAUGAGCAGCAAUCAUGUUAGAAAUAGCAGAGAGGCAGUUAAAUGUGAGUCAAGAGAGCCGGUGAGAGAUCUGGAGAGGACAGAUUUGCUUUAAAAAAAAAAAGAAAAAGAUAAAUGUAGGGAGGUGGAAAGGGCUGUGAGGGAUCACAGGAGGGAGGGGACAUGUAAGAUUCCACUUGUAGAUGCUCUCACAGCACUGCCUGCAAUGGUGGAAGCUACUAAUGUCUGUGACAAGCAUGCAGUGUGUGCUCAUGACAGGCAUCAUUUUUGCACAGAAUUAACAUUAGGUAGCCCAGAAAGUUGUAAUGGUGCCAGAAAGCCCCAGGCGUUAGUUUGUUCCAGGCUCAGAGGAAGCCUGUGAGCCACUGGAUGCAGCUUAAAAAGCCCGUCCCCGCCGGAACCUCUACCGCGUGCGAUCGGUCAGCAUGGUGGUCCGGUCCCACCCUCCCCUUCUUUUGUUUUUAAUCUAACUAAUCCUUGUUUUACUUUCCUUUUCUUAUUUAUGUAUCUAAAAAAAUUUUAUCUCCCAUUUUUACUGACUGUGCUAUUUUCUCUUCUGUGUGUGAUUUGCUUAUAACUUGCUUAUAACUUGCUUAGCUUCUUUCUGCCUAAUCUUAUAGAUCAUUCUGUCUUCCUCACUCUGUUUUUUUUAAUAAUUACUAAAGGCUAACUUUUUUUUUCAUACUGUUAUGGUCACUACUGCGGAGUACCAGAGUGGUUUCUUAAUUUUUCUGCUCUUACUGUCAAUAAUGUUUUAAUCCCUGAAGGCAAGAGGGCAUUUAGAUGAAGUUGUUUCGGUGUCUGGAGUGCCCCUUUUACCUCUUAGUGACCUCGGUCAUAUCCGGUAUGUCCGACAAAAACUGGUCGUUAACAAACUUGGAUGUACCUGAUUUAGAGUGCUGGAAGCGAUCAUGAUCGCUUCCAGCUGCUCUGAUGGUAUUGCUGCGAUGCCUAGAUGUCGAGGCAUCCUGCAAUACCCCUCUUCACUGCCAGGCUGCCGGGUAAUCGCUCCCCUGGAGCGAUCACUUCCGGGUUGCUCCGCGUGGAGCCCAGCAGUGAGGCAGAGCAUCGGAAGCCAUCAGCCAGGAUUCCUAUGCUCUGCUUGUGCUGAGUGCCUCGAGGGGUCGAGGCAAGCAGUGAAAGAAUUAAUAAAAAAAUUUAAAAAAAAUAGCCUCCUCUUACCUCCCUUUCCCUCCCUCUCCCUCUAUUCCCGUUCACUCACCCAAUCGCCGCCGGUCCCCCGCCGGGGAUCGGUCUUCUUCUCCACUGGGGGGGGGGACUGUCUGACAGCCCAGAUAGUCCCCCCUAUGCAAAAUAGGACCCCAAGGGCCAUGUGAUCGCUCUGAAAGAGCAAUCACAUCGCUGCAAUAGGCGUCCAUAGUGUUGCCUGCAGGGGCACUGCCUGAACUGACAGGCAGUCCCCCUGCUGGUGAAAAAAGUUAAAAAAAAGUUUUAAAAUAAAGUUAAUAAAGUUAAUAAAAAAAAAUAUAUAUAUGUAUGUAUGAGAUAUAUAUACACUGCUCAAAAAAAUAAAGGGAACACUUAAACAACACAAUGUAACUCCAUGUCAAUCACACUUCUGUGAAAUCAAACUGUCCAUUUAGGAAGCAGCACUAAGUGGCAAUCAAUUGCACAUGCUGUUGUGCAAAUGGGAUAGACAACAGGUGGAAAUUAUAGGCAAUUAGCAAGACACCCCCAAUAAAGGAGUGGUUCUGCAGGUGGUGACUACAGACCACUUCACAGUUCCUAUGCUUCCUGGCUGAUGUUUUGGUCACUUUUGAAUGCUGGCGGUGUUUUCACUCUAGUGGUAGCAUGAGACGGAGUCUACAACCUGCUCAGGUAGUGAAUCUCAUCCAGGAUGGCACAUCAAUGUGAGCUGUGGCAAGAAGGUUUGCUGUGUCUGUCAGCGUAGUGUCCAGAGUAUGGAGGCGCUACCAGGAGACAGGCCAGUACAUCAGGAGACGUGGAGGAGGCCGUAGGAGCAGCAGGACCGCUACCUCCGCCUUUGUGCAAGGAGGAACAGGAGGAGCACUGCCAGAACCCUCCAUGAGGUGGUAUGAGGGCCCGACGUCCACAGGUGUGGGUUGUGCUUACAGCCCAACACCAUGCAGGACGUUUGGCACUUGCCAGAAAACACCAAGAUUGGCAAAUUCGCCACUGGCGCCCUGUGCUCUUCACAGGUGAAAACAGGUUCACACUGAGCACAUGUGACAGACGUGACAGAGUCUGUAGACGCCAUGGAGGACGUUCUGCUGCCUGCAACAUCCUCCAGCACGACCGGUUUGGCAGUGGGUCAGUAAUCGUGUGGGGUGGCAUUUCUUUGGGGGGCUGCACAGCCCUUCAUGUGCUCGCCAGAGGUAGCCUGAUUGCCAUUAGAUACCGAGAUGACGCAUCCUCACUCCCUCUGCUGUGCUAUGUUCAUUUGCACUUGCUAUAGCGGAAGAGGUUUCUGCUCUGCUCCCUUGAUCCUAUUCCCUCACAUCUCAUCCGUACUCUGUCUCCUUCUCUAGCCUUGCCUCUCACUAAAAUUUUCAAUCUCUCCCACUCCUCAUAUUUCCAUCACCCUUCAAACAUGCAACUGUAACCCCAAUUCUAAGAAAGCCCAACAUCGACCCUAACUCCCCGUCCAACUACCGCGUUACCUCGAUACUGCCUUUUGCGUCAAAAAUCCUAAAAAAGUCAUGUACGUGAGACAGACUUCCUCGAAUCCAACUCUCUGCUUGACCUGCUUUAGUCUUGUUUCCACACUCAUUUCUCUGUGGAAACGACUCUGACCAAAGUAUUCAAUGAUAUGCUCACUGCAAAAUCUCGUGGUUUUUAUUCUAUCCUAAUUCUCCUUGACCUUUCCGCUGCUUUUUACACUGUUGAUCAUCAAAAGCUUCUUCUCAUUCUCCGUAAUUUUGGUUUAUGAGAUAUUGCUCUAUCCUGGUGCUCCUCCAACCUCUCCCAGCUCUUUCAGUGUUUCUUUGCUCAACACAGAAGACUGUGCAGAGAGCACAUAUGAAGUACUCUUUGCAUGGUCCUAGAACCCACCACAGAAGAGCAUCUAAUGAUGGCCACAGCUCCUUGUUGUUCCAAGAUAUACACCAGGUAACAAAAUCUGGAAGGUGAGACAGGACCCUAAAAUAGGGGCUUUCCUGAUGAAAGUGGACAUUUGGAAAGCCUGUGAUCAUGUUUCAUGAACAAUGAUCAAUAGUUGAAGAAAUAUAUCAAAAUGGCUGUUGGAUGGAGUCUUGAAUGGAAUUGAAAAAUUUAUCUUUUUACUGGUUUUCAGAUCUGGCUCUUUGCUUUAUUGGUUUGCUGUUCUGAUUAUUUUUUUAAAGUAGUUUUAACUUUAAGCAAUGUUUUCAUGCCUUAUAAUAAUGUCUGUGUGAUAUUUAAUGGCAGGUAUGGGAUUUUAAGAAAGGUUCAUGUAUAUAUCAAAUAACAAAUGUCCAUGGAUCAACAACAGAAGUGACUGCUGCAGCUAUUGAUUCUAAUGGAUUUUACUUUGUAACUGGAGCUUAUGAUGGUAUGCGAACAUCACUUUUCUUUCAAUGAUAAUACCAGCUCAUUCACAGCAUUGUAACAGAACAUUAAAGAGUAUCUUCCUUUGUUUUUCUAGUCAGUUCUACAACAAUUACCUGCUUGGUGGCCUUUUUGUUUCCCUCUGUCGUUAUUUACACACCAUUAUUACCACCAUUGUUUAACUGUAAAUGCAUUUUGCAUUUUAAAGGAACACUUCACUUCCUAAAUGGACAAAAAAAAAAUGUAUUUUAAAAAAAUCACUGUUUAGUAGAUAUAUCCCCAUGAAUACAUGCAUGAAUGUUUCAUCCAUGUUUUCAUUGGAGGUACUUCUUAAAAGAUCUUAUGAACUGCCGCCUAAGCAAGCUCUUCCCUUUUGUUCAAGGAAGAGAUUUUCAGUGUCUUCACAGGGAAAUAAUCAAUCAGAGGUUUCUCAUUGAGAAGCCUCUUAAUUGAUGCCCACAUGCACACACGCACACCAUUGCGCAUGCAUGUGCAUACAUGUCUGGUCUGAGGCCUGAAGGUGCUGGUCUGAGAUCUGUUUGGGAGGAGGCAGGCGUGCUCAGGGUAGCUAAUGGAAGGAGGCUGCAAACCUCCCUGGCUGUUUGAUUGACAGCCAGGAGUUUGUUCCAUAGUGCAUUUAUAAGAGUGCAAAUUUUGCAUUGAAAUAAUAUUUUUUUUUUAAUUUGAACAGAAAAAAACAAAUAGCCACUUUUAUAAAGUCAGGUUAAACUAGUAUACUCCUCACCCAUAAAGCAGUUCAGCAAGCAGAAUUGGACACUCUCAGUUAAUACCAGCACUAUUUGAAUGGAUGCCUUUAACAUGCACCAUCUAUUUUUGUCUAUAUGUCUUUCCAUCUUUCACUAGAAUAAGGACAGAAUGAAACUGUAUCUUUAGAAAUGUACUUGAGUAUGCUGCAUAACAUUUAUUUCAAACAAGGGAACAGAAUUUAACCUCUUAAAAAAGAACAAAUAAUCUCAGAACUCUCCAUUACCUGUACAGAAGAUGUAAAAAUCAUGAUCACCAUAUUAGUGGAAAGCUCAUCCUGCUUGUGAAAAUGUUUUGUUGUGGUUGGGCUGAGUUUUGACCCUUUUCCUACAUACCACAUAUCUAAAUAAUUAUCAGUUUCUCAUGAAAAUUCAGUGAUAGUAUUAGCAGUGAACUAGUGGUGAGUUGUAAAUCUUAUUUUCUUAUUUAGGGUCCUUGCAAACGUGGGAUCUUGGAAGUGGCCGGGAGCUUAAAGCGAUGACUCCAGUGAAAGGCAAUAAAGAUGAGAAACAAAGCAUUAUUCAUGUAUGCUUUCAUAGAGAUCCUGAAAAUACACAAAUAAUUGUUGCUGUGAACCUCAAGGGGACCAUCAAAAUUCUACAGGUAUUUACAGACAAAAAUAUAUAUACAGACACCGAUCAGUCACAACAUUAAAACCACUGAUAGUUGAAGUUAAUAACAAUGGCACCUGUCAACUGAAUAGUCAGUUAUUGAAUUUCAUGUGUUGGAAGUAGGAAAAAUAGGCUAGCAAAAAGAUCUGAGUGACUCUGACAAUGGCUAUAUGACUGGUAGGGGAUUUCCAGUAUGCAGUAGUUAGUAGUUGUGAAAGGAAUGACACAAUAAGAACUGGUUUCAGAGUCAUAGGUACCCAAGGCUCAUUGAUGAAUGUGGGGAGUGAAGGCUAGACCGUCUGGUCCCAUCAUACACAUAUUGUAGCUCAAAUUGAUGAAAAACUUAAUGCUGUCCAUGAUAGAAACGUGUCAGAUCAUUGUUUACUUGGGGAAGAGAAGUCAGGAUGCACUAUUGGAAGAAGGCAUGCCAGCAGAGGUAGUGUUAUGCUUCGGGCAAUGUUCUGCUAGGAAACCUUGGGUCCUGGCAUUCGUGUGGAUGUUACUUGGAAAUGUACUACCUAGCGAUUGCUGCAGACCGCAUGCACCUCUUCAUAGCAAUGGUGUCCCUUAUUGCAGUGGCCCCUUUCAGUUGGAGAAUGCACCCUAUCACAUGGCAAAAUGUGUUCAGGAAUGGUUUGAGGAACAUGACAAAGAGUUCAAGGUGUUGCCCUGGCCGCCAAAUUCCACAGAUCUCAAUCUGUUUGAGCUACUGUGGGAUGUGCUGGAAAAACAAAUCCAAUCUAUCGUGUCCCCACCUCGCAACUUGCAGAACUUAAAGGGCCUGCUGCUAAUGUCUUGGUGUCAGAUACCACAGGACAUGUUCAGAGGUCUUGUGGAUUCUAUACCUUGACUCAUUAGAACUGUUUUAGUAGCAUAAGCGUGACCUAUGAUAUUAGGCAGAUGGUUUUAAUGCUGUGGCUGAUCACUAUAUAUAUAUGUAUGUAUAUAUUAUAUGCAAUUAUUACAACACUAAAUAAUGCCAUUGUUAACAAGUUAACAGCUUAAACAAGAGCGCAGAACACCAAGAGGCUAUAGUUUACACUCUGGUGUCAGCUGACUCAUUGGACAUACCUUUACCGCAUAAAUCUAUAUAACAAAGUCAUAUUGCCGAAUAAGAAUACUGUUAAAUGAAAACUCUGCUACAUUUACCACCUGACACUGUGUUGCUGAUAAAUCUUGUGCAUUCAACCCUCCAAAGUUUGUUUCUCCCAUUACUAGUGCAGGCAUAAUGGUUUUGCGGAUUGUGCUUUGAACACGAAUGCUGCUUGGCUCAACAUCAUAGUGCAAGGUCCACUACACAUUCAGUAGUUAUUGUAUGUGAUUUUGUUGAAUGGAUCCAUCCAUGAUAGUGCUCAAACUAGAUCUGUGGUUGUCUUUGGCCAUUCUGCAUUGUCCAUAAAACAGCUAGAAUACAUGCUGCUACUUUACCCCUGGGCCUGGGCAUUGAUAUACUGUAUAGUUCUCUUUUUACCCUGUUACAUUAUACUUCUUGUUCCCCAAUCAUUGUGCCAGUGACACAGUCUCCUAGAAUAACAUUGGCUUAAAUCAUGCCAACAGGAGCCCAGUGGUGAGUAAUGGACACUAAAUACUCUCCAAGUUAGUUUUACUUUGAUUGGAAUUUUUCUUAUGGAAGAUUGUAUGAAAUGUCUGUGAAAUACAUGGAUAUUGUGUUUUGAUUUAUUUUCUUUUAUUAGUCUUUUAAAACAGAUUAUACUACAUAAACACUAUCUUACUAUUAUUAUUAUCCAACAUAAUCCACAGCACUUUACAAUUAUAGAAUAUGGAUAUUUAACAAUAUGUGAUUGCCAUACAAAAUACUGACAGAUACAAGAGGUGAAGAAGGCUCUACUCAAAUGAGCUUAAUAUUUUUCUUUAAAUCUUAAAUUUAAUCUUUUCAAAUAUUUUGACCACUUUUUUUUGUCUGCUCUUAUUGUAUUCAAUUCAAAAUCAGAAGUGAACCCUACUUACCUUUUCAAUUCAUUUCAAAAUCAGACACAGACGGACCUUUAAGAUUAAGUUGAUGCAGUUGGUAUUGUGAUGUUUUAAUUAAAAGGCUUUAUUUUGUGUGCUUCUGUUUAACCCUUAUAGGGUUAAUUAAUUUCUACUAUAGUAUUGUAGAGUGUAGCGGGUCUGCCACCAAACUGUUAAUUUCCCUGAUUUCCCCGUUGUGUGUGUACUGUCUUGGGGGUAGGGGUUCUCUCUUCCUUUCGUGUAUUUUCCCUAUCAUGUUCCUGUAGUUUACUCUGUGGGUUCAUCAAACUGUCUGCUCCCUGUUCGGGAGAGCCCCCACGAAGGGAAUCCACUCCCCUCCCAAACUGGGACCACCUCGAAACCUAAUGUAGAAUGUUGUUUUCGAACAUUCGCACCUCUUAAUGGGGUGUCAAAACUGCAAACCACAAGGGAAGCCUCGGUGCAUGCCUCCCCUGGGUGGCAGCCCGUUCGUUAGACGAAAGCUAUCCACGGGGAGCAUUCCCUAGUGCCCCGUGGAAAGUUCGCACCAAUAAAUAACAACGUUGGCAACUCGCAACAUAAGUGUGAAACUGCAAGGGAAGUAAUUAAUGAGUGCUUCCCUGGGUGGUCGCCGUUUGUACAGACAAGUGCCGGCCAGGGGAAGCAUUCGUAUCCUAAAUAGAGACGCUUCUCUUGCCUGGUUUUACCCAGGGACCUUGAGAACGGAGGCAGUUCGUGGCAGUUACCAUCCUGGGGGUCCCUGAGAUUGGUGGGGACACUCUUUGGGGAUGAUGGCGGUUUGGCGGGCUUUCAUUAGCUGAGAGCCAAAGAGGCGGGAUGCUUUCCCAUGCUGGGGCUCCCAGGUACAGAGGCUCAUGGGAUGAAGACCUCUUGUCACCGGAGAUGGGAAUCCCUGAGGAUGGGUGGCAGGAACAGGGGACAAAGGGACUGGAGUGCCGUUUCUGUCAGGAGACCCCUGGGAGGGGAGGACCAUGGGAGGGGACACUGAGUGGCAGGAACAGGGGACAAAGGGACUGGGGUUCUGGAUCUGUUAUACUACCCCUGGGAGGGGGAGGACCCUGGGAGGGGACAUUGUCUUUAUGUGUGAUCCAUCGCUUGCAUGGGGAAAAGUAUAAAGCCAAGUGUGGCCAAUAAAGUUGUUGUUGUACCCCUGGAACUGUGUGUUGUCUGGUUACUGGGGGGAUAUGGGUCUCUUCAGUCAUUAAUAGCAGAGGUAACCAGCCCGGUUACCCAGUGUCCGCUACAACUAGAGUAUUCGUCUUCUGAUCUCAUUAGAGAUGUUUCCUUUUUAAGUGAAAGUAAGGAGAAUUGUCAUCAUUGGAGCCUUAAAGUUCACAGCUGAGUUUAGACUGUAAUAGCCAUUGCAGUGGUACAGUAAACCUCUGUUAUUUAAAAUGUAUAGUGAUUUAGGUUAGUGCAUGUGUAAAAUUUUUGUGUGUUUUGCUUGAUAUUUGCUAUAGCCAUUGCUACCACUCAAUAGUAGAGGGAGUUUCAGUGCAGGUUCUAAUUCUUUGUGCUUUUUUAAUCAGUGUGAUCAACCUUACAUUGGCUUAUAGUGCUAUUAAGCUUUGGGCCUUGUCCCUCAGUUCUUAAUCAAAUUAUUUGAGAGUGGUUCCCAGAGGAUCCAAGAAACGUUGCACAACUUAAGCAGUAUCAAUUCACGCAUGUGUUAAUGUCGUUCAUUGACUAACCAUUUAAGCUUUGCACCCCAGCCAAUGUGUGAAGUUAAAAUAUGGAUUAAACUGAUAUUGCUAAUGUGGAAGUGGGCUGCAGGUUCCCUCAGGGACUUCUGGUUUUAGUCAAAGUGCAACAGUUUGACUCAGAAACAAAGUCAGCCCCUACAGCCUACUGGCACCAAAGCCACUGCAUAGGUAUAUAGUUGUUAUGGAGCCUAGACUGUGUAUUGACUAUGUGAAUUAAAACAUUAUUUUGCAAUAAUACAUUUUGUUUCAUAGUCUGGAAAAGAUGAUAAGUUUCUCAAUGUGAUUAUGGAGUUUACUGUAGAGCCUGAUCCGUUGGGGAGAACACCUAAUCCUACACUACAGCCUAUUGGAAAAUCCAAAAAAUUUCCAAGAAUCAAACCAGUGGUUCUUCUAAAAUCUAAUGAAUAUAGUGAACAGGUAAGAAAAGCAUCUUAUCUACUUUGCUAUAUAUACUGAUUAAAGAUAAAUAAAGUGCAUAUGUCAAUUUAUUAACCCAAGAACAUAUUUCAAUAUUUAACAAAAGCCAAACCACGUAAUGUGAAUUAUUUAAAAAAAAAAAAAUCUUUAUUUAUUUCAAGGCAGGACACAAACAUGUUUAACACAGGUAAAAGAACGUAUCAAUUUACAUCCAUAUAAUAACAGUUUUGUAUUAACAGGAAACAAAAAUAAGUGAAUAAUCGAAACCGCAAUCAACAGCAGUGAAGUCAAUAAAGCAAUACACAACAUUUGUAGUAGUCUUUACAUCGGUGGUAAUCCACCAGGGUAUUUAGAUAAAAGAUAAGAUAAAACCUAAACUAUCCUACCAACCAAUUAUAGAACGACUUCAGCAGUCGAGCUUAGAUUUUGUGUCGUUUAUAAGCGUAAACAGCAGCAUAUUAUCGACACCCUCGACCCUACAGUGAGUGUAGUGAUAUUACAUUUCUGCCAUUCCAGCCCUUAUGACUUUCUCAGAGGUCAAGUUUCAUCUCGACAGGCAUGACAUCUCAUGAGAAGAUCAGGACGUAAUGUUAGUGUUAUUCAGAGAGGAUAGAAGGAUCAAGAGUAUAAUAGAGACAGAAGUAACUAAGGACAUAGGAAAUGAAGGUGAUGUAGGAGAAGGGGAGGAUAGUCAUAGGGUGAGAAAAAGAAUAAAGGGGGAGGGCAUAAGGGGUCUGGAAAGGGUGGGAGGGGAACAGUCAGGGGAUGAGAAUCUCUGCCCAUGUGGUGCAUGGCUAGGUGCAUCUUCAAUCUUGUAAUAGCAUCUCGCCAUGGGGCACUAGAUUGCAUGCCCAUCCCCUGGAGGGAUCCUUAAAGUCCCCCCAGAGGGGACGGUAACUUGAGUUCCUCAGCCGUCUCCUCGCGGGAGCCCAGAGCACAUAAUGUGAAUUAUAACAGAUAUUUGAUUUUUGUUGUUUCAACAUAUUCCUUUAUUGCGCUGAAUAUUUUAUGAUCUUGUGUGUGAACACCUGCUCAUUGAACCUCUUAUUCUAAAAUGAAAGAGAUUAACAUGAAGUUGGUAACAUCUUUGCUGCUUUGACACUCUCAACCAUGUUACCUUUCUUCAGUUACAUGACCGAUAAUAUGUCGGGUACUAGUUUUGGGGUGACUAAUUCGUAUUUGCACUCAAUAUUUCAAUUCAUAUCCAAAAUGUUUGAUGGUGCUCAGGAUAGUGCACUCUGUAGUCUAAUCAAUUUCUUCCACACUGAUCUUGACAAAUAAUUUCUGUAUAAACUUCAAAUUAAGCUGAAAUGCAUUGCUAUAAACAUCCAAUGUAUUCCCCACUAUGGCUGCCAUAAUGCUGGAAUCACCAAACUAUUUUGAAUGUUGUUUAAUGCUAUAUAAUUAAGACAUUAUUUUGCUGGAGCUAAGGUUCUAGCCCUAUCUAUGAAAAUUCACGUUGACUAUUGUUCCUCAUCCAACAAAUUCUAUUGUUAAGAUCAAGAGGUCAGCGAGUAGCAUUACUAUGGCAUCCACAAAUCUCACUGUCACUUCUUGGGCUGCAGGAUGGUGACGCAUGACCUAACACUCUAACACAUUUCCCCCUGCUCUAGAGUCCAGUUGGAGUGAUCUUUAUAUCACUCUAGUUAAUGCUUGUGAUCCUAGGUUCUUGUAUUGUUGAUCACCAUAAAAACUAAUUUUGAGUUGUGGGUGAAAUCAGUUGUACUGAUCUUUUUUCCAGAGGCAGAUGUAAAUAGCUGUAAAUUCAUUUAUGAGUUUUGUCAAUAAAGCAAGAUUAUUUUUACAUAGUACAUGCGAUUGUAUAUGGUUGUGCAGUUUGUACGGCUUACCACUUGGCCACCCUGCAAUAGCAGAAUACUGCACUCUGCACUGCACUCAAUCUACUGUAAUUUUGUAUGUAUUCAAAGCCAUUAAUAAAAAGUAGUAUACACAUAGUUUUGGCCAUGCAGUGUAAUUUUAGAUUUGUAAGAACAAACAACCAUACACGUAUUUAGUAUUUGCUGUCAUUAAGUAAUUUGUUAAUUGAUUGAAAUUAAUUGAAAUCACACAUAAAAAAAAUUAGAUAUUUGUGAAACUCUCUUAAAAGACUUACAUGUUAAGUGAACAAAUAUAAAAUCUAUUAUAGUUAAUAUAUAUAGAUAUGUAUAUUUAAAUAAACCCUUUAACAGUUUGUAUAGUAACAGCAUAGCACUGCUAUAUGGUUAUACAUACAGACAAGUGAACAUAUGUUUAUUCAUCCUCCGUAUAAAUAGUUUCAAAGAAAGCUAGAUAUUUUGGGCAUGUCAGUGGGGAUACAUUUAGUCUAUUGUUUUAUACAAAUACAUGUGAUUGUUUGAAAGAAUUAAUCAUAAAGAGGGAGCAUACUUUAGCCAAUCCCUGCCCUUGACUUAUCUUCUUUGGGAUUCUAUCAGGAUACCUUCUCUAACAUGUUGCAUCCUCCAUUACAAUAGUGUGCAUUCAUUACUUAGUAAACAACAUUUUCCUAAAAUGUUCCUCUUGUUCUAUAGCCUCUGGUCUUUUCCCCAACCUCAUUUUAUCUGAGUUACAUGGUUGAGAUCCUGUGCUGAUGGAGGCAAAUGUAGAUUUCUGAUUUUAUUACACAUAAUUAGUGUACACAUUUAGUAUAUUUCUAUGUAUUAUGUUUUUUGCUCCUUUAUCACAAUAAUUCUAGUAUACCAGAUGCAUUUUACAUAGUUGAUUUUAACUGUGAAUAUUCAAUAAUAAUCUUAUACACAUAUGCAAAACAAUAACAAACCGUGCUUUUUUAAAUAUGUUUAGAAAGCGCCUUUCAGAAAUACACUGACAUGCUGUGAUGCGCUAGCAAUAGAAAAAAGUCUUCUUCUUGCAACUGGAAGUGAAAAUGGACCAAUAAACCUAUAUAACUUUGAAGAAGGAGCUGUCCAGCAUAUGUAUGUUCUGAAAUCCAAACAAUAUCUCUUCCAGUGAACAGUAUUUCACAGCUUUAAUUUUAGUGAUUCCUUUGAUAACAUGCAUGAUUAUUACUAUUAUUAUUCAAGAAAGCACAUUUUACAUUUUAGUUAACUAAAAGAAAGGGCAUUCACUGAGGCAUUAUACGUUGAAUAUCUUAUUCCCAAGUGACAGAACAAGCACUAUAUUAUUGAAAUAAUUAAAGGGACACUAUACUCACCAGAACAACUACAACUUAAUGUAGUUGUUCUGGUACGUAUAAUCAGACCCUGCAGGCUUUUUGCAGUCAACACUGUCUUUUCAGAAGGUGUUCCUAGGGACACCUCCAGUGGCCACUCCUCAGCACUGCAGCACUGGCAUCUCUAUGAUGAUUGGUCAGGGUGGCGUUUGACUCUGUCCCCGGUCCACCUCCUUGGCUGAGAGCAUCAGAAUUAACAAUAUCAACCCAAGGCUUUCCUUCUGAUUAUGUCAGCCAAGAAGGCAGAUCAGGGAUAGAGCCAGCACCAACUGGAAUAAAGGGAAGAGUUUGCUAUAUUUUAUAUAUAGGGAGUAAGGGGGGCUAGGUAGUGUUUUUAACACUACAGGGUCAGGAAUACAUGUUUGUGUUCCUGAACUAUAGUGUUCCUUUAAAAUAUCAUGAGUUUAGUCUAUGAAAAUAAUAAUAUAUAUCAGAUAUAUGUGUCUCUGUUUGUGUGUAUAUUAUUGGGUUAUGUAUAAAAAGAGUCUUCUGAUCAGUGGGGAAAACAUGCAAACAUGGAAAAGGGAUGGAGUCACCAAUGCAAUGUAUCUGCUGGUUCCACUGGUUUCCAUGGGGAUUGCCCCACUUUUGGGCAACGUUUCAGAAGAAAGCAUUUUUUUUUUAUUCAUGACAGCUUUUGCUUCUAUCAUGAAAAUUCAAACAUGCAUUGGAAGAAGACUAGGGCCCCAAUUAAAUUUGAUCUGAUCAUCUUCAUGGAGAUAAGUCAUUUGUUGGUUUUGGAUUAAUUAAGUACAGUGAGGGAAAAAAGUAUUUGAUCCCCUGCUGAUUUUGAACAUUUGCCCACUGACAAAGAAAUGAUCAGUCUAUCAUUUUAAUGGUAGGUGUAUUUUAAUAGUGAGAGACAGAAUAAUAAUUAAAAAAAAAUCCAGAAAAACGCAUGUCAAAAAAGUAAUAAAUUGAUUUGCAUGUCAAUGAAAUACGUUUUUGAUCCCCUAUCAAUUAGCAAGAUUUCUGGCUCCAAGGUGUCUUUUAUACAGGUAACGAGCUGAGAUUAGGAGCACUCUCUUAAAGAGAGUGCUCCUAAUCUCAGCUCGUUACCUGUAUAAAAGGCACCUGUCCACAGAAGCAAUCAAUCAGAUUCCAAACUCUCCACCAUGGCCAAAACCAAAGAGCUGUGCAAGGAUGUCAGGGACAAGAUUGUAGACCUACACAAGGCUGGAAUGGGCUACAAGACCAUUGCCAAGCAGCUUGGUGAGAAGGUGACAACAGUUUGUGUGAUUAUUUGCAAAUGGAAGAAACACAAAAAAACUGUCAGUCUCCCUCGGUCUGGUGCUCCAUGCAAUAUCUCACCUCAUGGAGUUUCAAUGAUCAUGAGAAUGGUGAGGAAUCAGCCCAGAACUACACGGGAUGAUCUUGUUUGAGAUCUCAAGGUAGCUGGGAUCAUAGUCACCAAGAAAACAAUUGGUAGCACACUACGCCGAGAAAGGAUUGAAAACCUGCAGCGCCUGCAAGGUCCCCCUGCUCAAGAAAGCACUUGUACAGGCCUGUCUGAAGUUUGCCAAUGAACAUCUAAAUGACAGAACAACUGCAUGGCAUCAAAGGGACGAUGGAAGGGGGCCAUGUACCAUCAAAUCUUGGGUGAGAACCUUCUUUGCUGAGACAGGGCAUUGAAAAUGGGUCAUGGAUUUCGGGAAUACUCAAUAUAGUCAAUUCCAGUAUUCCAGCAUGACAAUGACCCAAAAUACACAGCAAAGGCAACAAAGGAGUGGCUCAAGAAGAAGCACCUUAAGGUCCUGGAGUGGCGUAGCCAGUCUCCAGACCUUAAUCCCAUAGAAAAUCUGUGGAGGGAGCUGGAAGUUCUAGUUGCCAAACAUCAGCCUUGAAACCUUAAUGACUUGGAGAGGAUCUGCAAAGAGGAGUGGGACAAAAUAGCUCCUGAGAUAUGUGCAAACCUGGUGGGCAACUACUAGAAAUGUCUGACUUCUGUGAUUGCCAACAAGGGUUUUGCCACCAAGUACUAAGUCGAAGGGGUCAAAUACUUAUUUCACUCAUUGGCAUGCAAAUCAAUUUAUAACUUUUUCAACAUGCGUUUUUCUUGAUUUUUUUUUUGUUAUUCUGUCUCUCACUGUUAAAAUACACCUACCAUUAAAAUUAUAGACUGAUCAUUUCUUUGUCAGUGGGCAAACGUUCAAAAUAAGCAGGGUAUCAAAUACUUUUUUCCCUCGCUGUAUACGCUGUUAAGGACUUAUCAGAAGCCAAUAAUUAUCCGUUGAAAUAUUGAAUAUACGUUUCACUGAAAAUGUUGUCUGACAUGUUCUAAUUACAUUUUACACACACACACACACACACACACACACACACACACACUCUCUCUCUCUCUCUGCAUCCACUAUAUAUACACACUAUCACCCUUCAGUAAAGUUCCGUAAGGUCUCAUUAAGAAUUUAGUCAUAUGAUGGUUCGGCGUGGAAAAACGAAUUACGCAAACCAAAAAUGCAAAAAAAUGUGUCUGUUAAUGUACUGCAAAAUAUAUAGACAAUAUAAAUAGUAUGUAUAUAUUUUAAAGUUAACUGAUAGGAGCAUUUUCCUGCCAUUUGGUUCACAGAUCAAAUGAGAAAAAAGUAAUAAUAGAGGCAAAAAGAGGAGGAGCAGUGGAAAAAAACAACAACCCCAAACCAGAUGUAUAUAUGGCGGCCCCCCCCGAUGGGAAGAGGGGUUCCGCUGCCAGAGAUGUUCUUUUCCCCCUAUUGGGAGGGGUUCUGUAAAGCAGAGCAGGAACAGCUUUUACAAGAGCUAAUAAUUAAGCACUCCAAGCAGAAGGGAUACAACUGGUAUAGCUUUCUCCCACAAACAUACAUCGAGGCUCUAUGCUGUGGGACAACUGGUUUUAAUGGAGCCACACAAUCUUUUAUGACAAUUCCCAUGCAAGGGACACCCCUGGACCUGAGAGUAGACAACAGUAAAAACAUUCAUGGGAUUACAUUGGCUCACAGGUCCAGGACACUCCCAUACAAAAUGAGACAAUUCCUCCCCUGUGCCUGAGAGUUAAUUGGAUCAGGAACUGUGCUAACUUAAUUAUCUCCAGACACAAAAACACACAUUUCAGCAGUACCCUGAAAGUACCCCUAAAACCCAUGGAAACCCCACAAAAGUUACAUCCCCUGAUAGCCCCGAUCUGGGUAACCAAUAUAUCCAAAAAUCACCCAGAUCCAUUCAGGGGUUCGGAAUUUCCAUGGAAGUUAUAUUUUAACUGACCGCACAUGAGGCUCCUGAAUGAAGAGUUCCAUGAAUUCAGGCUGUGCGGUCGGUCUCUUUCAGGAAUACCCAAUAUAGUCAAUAGUACCGAACGUAACAGUUUGUGGAUAGGUUUAGUCUAUGUCUCUUGUUCGGGAGCUUGCUCCCACAGAACAUUGUUCAAUUCCCAUCCGUUUAGCCGAACGUCAAUGGAAGGGAUGUUCAACGACCAAACACCGCUUUUUGUGUUCGCGGCUAAAGAUGGCCACUGCCACGUGUUCGCAUGUUGAGCAAAAUCUGAUGCCAAUCAUUGAUUGUGGGGAUGUAAUAUAUCCACCUGCACCGCAAACUCACCUUAAUAAGCUUAAUACAUUGUAUGACUUGUUCUGCCACUUUGUGUAACAAUGUUAUUACAUGACCCACUAUUGUGACAUGCAAAAAGAACUAGACUGGCUGUCACUGGAAUUCAGACGCACCCUUCAUCUUUCCAGCAUUGUGUUUAGGAGUAUUUCUGGGAAGCUUCCACCCUACCUGAGCAGAAUGCUCUCCUUGGCUGUUCCCACCUCCUAUAACCUCAGAUCCAAUACCAGCACUUUAUUUAGUCUACCUCAAUACAAAAAAAAAGCGGCUCGAUCCUCCUUUUCCUACAGAGCACCACAAUUAUGGAACGACCUCCCACACACUUUCAAAUCUUUCCAAAGCCUAAAAUCCUUUAAGAAAUCCCUCUCUAUAUAUCUCAAAACAGAAUGCACCUGUCACGGUUGAUUAUAUAUUUCUUACCUGUUACAUUUUGUGUAUAUUGUGUAUUAAUAUUGUUUUUGUAUUUUAUUAUACCCCUGUUGUAACAAUAUAAUGUUUUGUGGACUCCGCACAUACUUAAAACCGAGAGAAAUCUCAAUGUAUCGUUCCUGGUAACAUAUUUUAUGAAUAAAUAAAUCAAUAAAUAAUGUUGCUAUGUAAAAACAACACAUAUUUUUAUAUUCCAUAGCUGUUUUAUGAACGACAAAAUGCAGACCACAAUGAACGAUCUUCAAAAACAGAGUGUAAAUACUAUUUUGUUCCUCUAUCCAAGAAAAGUGGUGACUGUGUCAAGGUAAGCACCUGACAAUUUACUAAAUCAUGAGUGUCAUUUAGUAUAUUGUUUAUCUAUAUCUGCCUGUCUAUCAACCUAGUUUGUAUGUGGAGUGAAAAGAGCAUAACAUGUGUAUGAGCUAGUGAAACAUGCACCUACCAUGUUUUAAUUACAGAGUACAUGCUUCUGUUGUAUUACAACAAGAUAAAAGCAGAAUAAAGGUAUGUAUAAUUUAAAAUAAAAUAUUACUAUUAAUUUGUUCAUAUAAACAUUCUUUUGUGUUGUUGAACAUUUGUCCAGAAAAAUCCUUUUUUUUUUCUGUCAGUACUAUAUGUAAACAUUUUGAUGUUCUCUGUUGUAAGUGUACCUGUUCCAAUUUAUGUCACUUGGCAAAGUUAAGUCAGAGAUAAAGUUGUGAACUGUGUUGUGGUUUUGGUACAGUACAGGUAGCUACAAAUUUUGUUUCAAAAAAACCUUUCCACACUUACGACAAUGGGUGAAUACACUGUAGACUGUCCUGUUAGAGUUCCAAGCCUGUUGGUAACAAAACAAGGCCUAGUUUUGCUGCAUCUGAGAAAAGACUGAUACAGAUAUCCGACUCAUUAAAUACUAAAAACUAAUUGAUUUUCUUCUUUGUUUAUAGACAGAUGCAACACUUACAGCAAUGGCUUCAGGUUAG